UUGGUUCCCAUAAAAAAAAGCCCUUUGGUUUAGCGCUAUUUCUGCAACCUAUGCAAUUGCAUACACAACGCGAAGCAAGAAGAUGAACGCAAAUACUAUGAUGAAGCGAGGGCUCGCAAGCUUGACCAGCACGGCAGUAACCACCAGAUUCUCCUCCUGCUCGUCUCUCCGGUUGUUCUGUUCCGACGCCGCUGCUGCUGACGUGGACGCCCCUGCUUCUUCGGUUCUGAAGACCGUCAACCCCACUUUGCUUCAGCCCAGAGUGGUCCUCUACGACGGCGUUUGCCAUCUCUGCCACCGAGGAGUUAAAUGGGUAAUCAGGGCAGACAAGGACAGAAAGAUCAAAUUCUGUUGCGUUCAGUCUAAUGCUGCUGAGCCCUAUUUGAGAGCAUGUGGUCUUGAACAAGAGGAUGUCCUCCGUCGAUUUUUGUUCGUUGAAGGCCUCAAUGUGUUCUCUCAGGGUUCAACUGCUGCAUUGCGAGUGGUGUCAUACUUGCCACUCCCUUACUCUGUUUUAAGCUCGCUCUGUGUGGUUCCAACUCCAAUCAGGGAUGCAGUCUAUGAUUAUGUAGCGAAACAACGGUAUGAAUGGUUUGGUAAGGCUGAAGACUGUUUGGUUUUGCAAGAGAAAGAGCUGCUUGAGCGUUUCAUAGAUAGAGAAGAACUGAUGAAUCGAGAUUGGGAUUCAUAAAUUGGUAUCAUUAUCAACCACAAUUUACACUUUAAGGUCCAGCUUCUUCUUUUCUGUUAUCUUGCAGUCUUCUACAGCACUAAACUGUAAAUUUGAAGUGCUUCCAGGAGUAGGAUCCUUCACCCAAAAUACUUACCCUUGUUCAACUUGCAAUUUCUUUCAAUUGUGAUUAAGGCUUUCAACUUCUAGAUGCUAUAUUGUCUAGGAUUUAUUUUUUAGUAGUAAAAUUUAUAUACACAAUUUUUUCACCUUUUUUUUAUAUCAUUUGUUUUAUGGUGCUAAGACGACAGAAUAUUAUACACACCAUUGGUUUGCUUCUGCUAUUAAGGCUGCAAGCUUGGUAUCACAGCAUGGUGUCAGAUUCAGAUUAUACUGAAUUCGACAACUUCUCUAACAGUGAAGUUUAUCAUUUACAUUAUCCCGUUAGUUAAUUGUUCUGUACGCUUUUCAACUACAAUAUUUUUGGA
This is a messenger RNA of Lotus japonicus, 1158 nucleotides long. RefSeq lists its product as uncharacterized. The record is from RefSeq and is a predicted model, not a curated record. The coding region runs from base 83 to 691 and encodes 202 amino acids. NCBI's taxonomy places the organism in Eukaryota, Viridiplantae, Streptophyta, Magnoliopsida, Fabales, Fabaceae. The transcript has 3 exons. Gene Ontology annotation, molecular function: protein-disulfide reductase activity.